AUCGUCGCGAUGAGGGGUGUUAUUAUAGCGAUCACAGUGCUCGCCAUAGGAGUAGGCUCUAUGCUGGCAGCUGGUGAAUAUUUGGAUCCAGAUUGUAGUGUGAGUUUUGGUUUUAGAAUAAGUGGCGGCAAGGAUGCGGAAAUAAAUAAAUAUCCGUGGAUGGCCUUCAUCCAUUCCUCAACGAAACUAAUUUGCGGCGGAAGUCUUAUUACUAAUCGUUUUGUCCUCACAGCAGCGCAUUGUGUUGGUAAUGGAAUGGCAGUAAAGGUUCGUCUCGGAGAGUAUAAUGCUAGCUCCAUACUUGACUGCGACGACAAGAUCUGUAACUUGAAAACCGAGGAGUACAACAUUGACAUGGCGUUUCGACAUGGAAAGUAUUCUCUUCGCGGUCAUGUGAAUGACAUAGCACUGCUUCGCUUGGAACGAGCUGUGAAAUAUAAAAUUCACAUUCGACCCGUAUGCAUAAUUUUGGAUAACCAUUUGAGAGCUAAAAUCGAUCGACUUCAGUGGUUUAUAGCCACUGGCUGGGGCGAAACCAAUACGAACAAGACGAUAGAUGUGCUCCAGGUCGUUAGACUUCACCGUUACGAUCCACAACGCUGUGUUAAUAAUCUUCGCAACUUUAUCCAUAAAAGUCAAAUCUGUGCCGGAAGCAACGGAGGCGAUACGUGUGGCGGUGACUCCGGUGGUCCGCUCGUCCGGAGUGUGCACCACAAAGGAAAGGUGGUAUCGGUGCAGUUAGGUGUGGUCAGCUACGGCAGUAGGGAUUGCGAUGGACUCGGCGUUUACACGGACGUCUACAGCUAUAUCGAUUGGAUUGAAAAAAUUGUGCGGCUAAACACCAAUGUAACUGCACCAAAAUGGCCCAAUAAAUGAUCUGUCAGAUUAUAUUCAAUGCCAUGGCCACAGAUGACCAGAGAUAGUCAGAUUACUUUUUGAUAUAUGGAUGCUUAUUUAAUUUAAAGAAACGUAAUAAAUAACGUAGUAUGAGUUAUUUUUUAAUAUA
Molecule: messenger RNA, 1006 nt
Organism: Drosophila eugracilis
Lineage: Eukaryota; Metazoa; Arthropoda; Insecta; Diptera; Drosophilidae
Gene: Erasp
Product: CLIP domain-containing serine protease B9
Exons: 4
Coding region: 10-876 (288 amino acids)
Biological process (GO): proteolysis
Molecular function (GO): serine-type endopeptidase activity
Source: RefSeq, a predicted model, not a curated record